AUGACUCUAUCACGUUCAUCUCGCCAGGCGUUGCUCCUUGGUCGACAAUUAGGUCGCCAGAGCUCUCGCUCACAGAAGCGAGCUGUCGCAAACCUCACUCCACCACACCAGGCCAAUGCCAUCUCAAGGAUUCAGACUGUCGUUGAUCCUUCGUCAGAAGAGUUCAAGGAGAAUGAGAGGCAAAUGAGCGAGGUCAUGAGCCGCAUGCAGGAGCUUGCCCGCAAGAUUCAAAAGGGAGGAUCUGAGAAGGCCAGACAGAAGCACAUUGAGCGCAAGAAGAUGCUCCCCAGAGAUCGAGUUACAGCUUUGAUCGACCCUGGAACUACGUUUAUGGAGCUCUCUCCCAUGGCUGGAUAUGACCUUUAUCCUGAGGCCGAGGUACCCGCAGGUGGUAUCAUCACAGGUGUGGGUGUUGUCGAGGGUGUGACUUGUGUCAUCGUCGCCAAUGAUAGCACCGUCAAGGGCGGUACAUACUAUCCUAUCACAGUCAAGAAGCACUUGCGCGCCCAAGCAGUUGCCAGAGAGAACAAAUUACCAUGUAUCUACCUUGUGGACAGCGGCGGUGCCAACCUCCCCCACCAGGCCGACGUCUUUCCCGAUCAGAAUCACUUUGGUCGCAUCUUUUACAACCAGGCCCGUAUGAGCUCAGAGGGUAUCCCCCAGAUCGCCGUUGUUAUGGGCCCUUGCACAGCUGGUGGUGCUUAUGUCCCAGCCAUGAGUGACGAGAGCAUCAUCGUUCAGGAGCAGGGCCACAUUUUCCUCGCUGGUCCUCCUCUUGUCAAGGCGGCGACCGGAGAAGUUGUCAGCCACGAGGACCUGGGUGGUGGUAAGAUGCACUCAUCUGUGUCUGGUGUAACAGAUUACCUGGCCGUGGAUGACGCUCAUGCCGUGGUCUUGGCCCGGCGCUGCAUCAGCAACCUGAACUGGCCCAAGAAGUCGCCAGAGACACAGGCUCCCAAGCCUACAUACUUGGAACCUCUCCACAACCCUGAGGAACUGCUUGGCAUUGCUACAACCAACCUGCGAAAGCCUCUUCCCAUCCGCGAGGUCAUUGCGCGUGUUGUGGAUGGCUCUGAGUUCUCUGAGUUUAAGCGUGACUUUGGCACUACUCUCGUGACUGGUUUCGCCGAGAUUUACGGCCACAAGGUUGGCAUCGUGGCUAAUGACGGUAUUCUCUUUGCCUCGUCAGCCGUCAAGGGUGCGCACUUCAUCGAGCUUUGCUCGCAGCGCGGUAUCCCGUUGGUUUUCCUUCAAAACAUCUCUGGCUUUAUGGUAGGCUCGCAAUCGGAGCGGGAUGGUAUCGCAAAGCAUGGCGCUAAGUUGGUCACGGCCGUGGCUUGUGCAGACGUGCCCAAGUUCACUGUCGUCGUUGGUGGCAGCUACGGUGCUGGUAACUACGGAAUGUGUGGACGAGCUUACAGCCCGCGAUUCCUAUGGAUGUGGCCCAACGCCAAGGUUGGUGUCAUGGGCGGCGAGCAAUUAGCUGCUGUUAUGGAAACUGUUGGUAAGACAGUUGAUGCAGGCUUGAAGGAGCGCAUUGAGAAGGAGAGUGAUGCUACAUUCUCUUCUGCACGGUUAUGGGACGAUGGUAUCAUUCCUCCCCAACAUACAAGACGAUAUCUGGGUCUCGGUUUACAGGCUGCUAUGGGAGGCAGAAACGAGGUCAAGGCGGGUGAUACCAAGUUUGGAGUCUUCCGGAUGUAG
Fusarium coffeatum is the source of this 1704-nucleotide messenger RNA. RefSeq lists its product as uncharacterized. Gene Ontology annotation, cellular component: methylcrotonoyl-CoA carboxylase complex; mitochondrion. Gene Ontology annotation, molecular function: methylcrotonoyl-CoA carboxylase activity. The transcript has 3 exons. The record is from RefSeq and is a predicted model, not a curated record. NCBI's taxonomy places the organism in Eukaryota, Fungi, Ascomycota, Sordariomycetes, Hypocreales, Nectriaceae. The coding region runs from base 1 to 1704 and encodes 567 amino acids. Gene Ontology annotation, biological process: L-leucine catabolic process.